Molecule: messenger RNA, 1545 nt
Organism: Achroia grisella
Lineage: Eukaryota; Metazoa; Arthropoda; Insecta; Lepidoptera; Pyralidae
Gene: homer
Product: homer protein homolog 2
Exons: 10
Coding region: 64-1272 (402 amino acids)
Biological process (GO): G protein-coupled glutamate receptor signaling pathway; regulation of store-operated calcium entry
Cellular component (GO): plasma membrane; cytoplasm; dendrite
Molecular function (GO): G protein-coupled glutamate receptor binding
Source: RefSeq, a predicted model, not a curated record
ACAGUUCGUGAGUGAAGAAUUGGAAAUUAUGAAGUAAAAAUAAUAUUCUAUUUUAUUGUUUAAAUGACAGCAGGAAAAGAAACCAUGGGUGAGCAGCCGAUCUUCACGUGCAAGGCACACGUGUUCCACAUAGACCCGAAGACGAAGCGGUCAUGGAUGUCGGCCAGUUCUGCGGCAGUCUCCGUCUCCUUCUUCUACGACUCCUCCAGGAACCUGUACAGGAUCAUCAGCGUCGAGGGUACCAAGGCGGUGAUCAACAGCACCAUAACAGCGAAUAUGACGUUCACGAAAACAUCGCAGAAAUUCGGCCAGUGGAGCGACGUGAGGGCAAACACCGUAUACGGGCUCGGCUUCGCAUCGGAGGCCGAGUUAGGAAAGUUUAUCGAGAAGUUCCAAGAGGUGAAAGAGGCGAUACAAGCGCAGCAGUGUACCGGCGGGGCCAAGAGUGUGACCAACGGCAACAGUGGCGCCGCCACUCCCGUCGCCAGCGCGACUGCCAGUCCACUGCUAGCUGGCCGCGCAGCGCAGCAGGAUGACGUUGAGCCGGCCAUCUCGCCCGCACAGCCGAAGGUGGACAAUGAUGAGAUGAUGGUGCAUCAACGAGCUCACUCUGUAUCUUCCACAUUGCAGGGCGGGUACGCGACGGUGGGUCGUGCCCCGCGCGGUCCUCUGUCGUCGGUGGGGGCGGCGGGGGUCGCGGCGGGGGGCGCGGGUGCCGGGGGGGUCACGGCGGGCCCCCCGCUCGCGGCCGACCCUGCGUCGGGCCCCGAGGGCGCCGACCACCAGCUGCGGUACGAGAACGAUCGCUUGAAGCUGGCACUGGCGCAAAGCUCUGCUAAUGCGAAGAAAUGGGAAGUGGAACUGGCCACUCUGAAGAGCAACAACCUCCGGUUGACUGCCGCCCUGCAGGAGAGUACCGCCAACGUGGACGAGUGGAAGCGUCAGCUCCACCAGUACAGGGAGGAGGUGGCUCGCGCAAGACACUACGCUGGAAAAGGUGGGGAUGCCAACGAAGUAGAACAACUGCGACAGCGCGUCGCUCAACUGGAGGCUGAGUUGGCGCAGAAGAAUGAGGAGCUGGCGCAGAUCACAAAGUCUAGAAAGAGCGAGCAGGACGCUGAGGCGAAGUUAGCUCAGAGUCAGUUGGAGCUGGCGUUGGCGGCUCAGGACGGGCAGCGGCAAGUCAUACACGCGCUGAAUGACCAGCUCGCGAGGCAGCUCGAUGAACUGACAACGAUCCAUCGCGAGAUAAAUACAGCGCUGCAAACAUGAGACGCGGCUCAGCCUCCGCCGCCGCCGAUAUACGCGUCCGUGCACAAGGAUCGCCGCCCGCUGCCGCUGCUGCUGCAGCAUCCGCAUCCGCAUCCCUCACAUCCGCCGCAUCCGCAGCCGCACCCACAUCCGCGCCCGCCGCGCCCGGACGGCGAGGAACCCACCUACGUCACCGUGAAGGCGAAGAAAUGAAGAGGGUUCUCGGUAUUUCGCAAGGUGCAUGAGUUUUUCUAAUUUUGUUUCAGUUUGGUUCUCGAUUGAGAGGAGUUGGUG